Messenger RNA from Neopsephotus bourkii (Bourke's parrot), 384 nucleotides. RefSeq lists its product as uncharacterized. Bases 1 to 384 code for a protein of 127 amino acids. Lineage: Eukaryota; Metazoa; Chordata; Aves; Psittaciformes; Psittacidae. The record is from RefSeq and is a predicted model, not a curated record. The transcript has a single exon.
AUGGGCUCGCCGGGGGCACGGAGCAGUGGGAGCACUGCAGCUGCCGCCGCCCCGUGCGGGCUGCGGUUCGGCGGUCGCGGGGCCGGUGGUACCGCGGGGGGCGGGCUGCGGAGCGGAGCGGCUGCCCGCUGCUCCGCCGGCUCUCCCAGGGGCGGAGGGGGCGGGCGGAGCGGGCAGGCGGAACGGUGGUGGGGAGGGAGCGGGCGGAGCGGGGAACAGGAGAAAGACGAGCUCCGAAUCUUGCCGGGAAAACUCAGCGGAAAUUCGUACUUCCCACACUGUGCCCUGGGGGACCGGAGGAUCGGAUGGAGCGGGGGAGAGGGAGGACGGCUCGGCGGGGGGGCGGGAGGGAGGAAGCCCGCGGCCGGUCCUGGCUCGAUUUAG